AUGUCUAGGGUUAGGGUUUUGUUUGUUCAGCCACCGGCGGGGAAUGUGGCCGGAGCCGCCGCCACGCGAAAUGGAGAACACGACCCUAAUGCUUCUUGCUUUUCUGACCUCUCUCUACCAUAUGGAAACCCAAGUCUAGGAUUCUGUGAGGGGUCUGCGGAACAAGAAUUCACAAUUUGAUACCCCGGAGACGCUGCGGAGGGAGAAGCGAAUCGAAAAACCGCAAUUUCGCAGACUCAGAGAUUGUGCCGACUAUGCUUUUUGUUUAUCUUCCUAGAAACCGUGAUUUAUUGACGCUGCGAUUUGGUUGAAAAACCAAAAUUUUGGCGAUAUUUUGCCUUUUGGAUGUUGUAAUCCCUUUUGCGUUGCAUGUUUUAUAGUUGACGACGGAGGGAGAGCGAAGAUGCGGAAGAGGGAGAAAAUUGGGUACGAAGAUGUUGUUGCUAAGUGUAGCAAUGCGAAGUUUGAUGUUGGGAAAAUUGUUGACAAUGUUGAUACCGAUGUUUCAUUGAGGCGCAUUAAGAGAAUUAUAUUAUCAGUAAAGAAGCCAUCCUAUAUUCGUAAGCUCCGCUCAGGUAAAUUACGACAUGAAGUUCGAUGUAGAUUACAAUAUCUUCUAAGUAAGCUUGUGGAACGGCACAAUUGGAAAGAAGCAAGUGGUGUACUAGGCAUGCUAUUAAAAGGAACGUGCAAGGACACUUCUCCCAUGAAUAAUCGGGUGAAAUAUUGGGUCACAAUGGAGCUUCUCAAGCAUAUAGAAAGUGACCACAUCAACCCUACAAGGAUUAAGCGCAUCUAUGAAACUUGGAUGAGAAGGAUUGGAUCAAUGAAAAAAUGGCCGAUUGAGGACAGAUUUGCAGUUCAAUUGGAGUACAUCCUUUUUUGUCUCACACAAGGUAAUAUCGAGGAAGCACACCAGGCUGCUAUAUGCCUCAUGCAAGAACGUGAUUUUGGGAGUGGCCCAAUUUUAAAUUUGGUUGUUGGAUUGGCAUUUUAUCAGCUGUGGUAUUUCACUAUCCCAAAAGAGAUGCAGCUGAGAGAUUUAGGUGAGUCGUGCACCCCUACGGAAUCAGAGAUGUCAGCAACAAGAUUCAGCAAUACUGUUGGAAACUCAGAGGGUUAUAGUGCAAUUGAUGUUCUCAAGGAAGAGUACUCCUCUGAGAGUGAUUCAGAAACCUCUGUUAGGAAUGAUAAAGGAAAUGCUGUUAAUGCUAAUAUUGAUCUACAUAGAGAACUUUCCGAGGGGAUUAAUGAUAACCUACGGAGUGAAAAAUCCUUUCCCCAGCCUCAAGACUUCUACAUGAAUUCUGCUGGAAAUACUGGACAUGAAGAAACCUCUUUUCCUUAUGAUGGUGACAAUAUUACGCAACUUGCUUCCAUUUUCUCUGGACAUGAGAGAUGGGAUUCAUGGUUGUUGCCUCUACGGUUACCGCACUCAUAUGCAAAUUUUGAGGACUUAAUCCAUUUGCAUAGGGAGCUAAUCAAUGACUAUUAUAAGAGUGCAGUGAAGUAUUUAAAGCUUGCCCUUUACUCAACGCCUCCGAUAUUGGCUGCACUACUUCCAUUCAUACAGUUGUUGCUGCUUGGAGGUCAAGUUAAGGAGGCCCUAAAUGAGCUUGAGAAGUUCUCCCACAAUUCAAACGCAACACUUCCUAUUAGAUUGAGGGCUAGUGUUCUGGAGCAUUUUGAUCGUGAAAACUGUGUGGGGCUCUCAACCUGCUUCGAGGAUAUUCUGAAGAAAGAUCCAACAUCUUCCUACUCAUUGGCUAAGCUUAUCAGCAUUCAUCAAAAUGGGGACUAUGAUGCUGCGUCACUGUUGGAAAUGAUAGCUUUACAUUUAGAUGCUACCUAUGCAGAAUUCGACAUAUGGAGAGAGUUUGCUUUAUGCUUCCUCAAGAUUUCUCAAUGUGAGGAAGAUCGAAUGUCAGUUUGUCUUGAUGGAAAUGAAGGCAAGCACAAGCCGAAGUAUGCUGUUCGCUUCAAUAGGAUUCCUAACAUAUUUAUUGAGGGGAAAUCAGGAAAGGCUUGGAGAUUUCGCUGCAGAUGGUGGUUGACACGUCACUUUAGCAAGAACAUAAUCAAUUCUGAAGUUGCAGCAGGCAAGUUGGAGCUCCUAACCUACAAAGCAGCCUGCGCAUCGCAUAUGUACGGACAAGGGUUUGAAUAUGUUGUUGGUGCUUAUAAUUGUCUGGACAAGGAAAAAAACAGGGAUAUGUUGUUGUUCUUGCAGAUGCACAUGCAUACUUCUACUGGAUUCUACUCAUAUUUUGGAGAGAGAACUAAAUGAAAAGAUAACUCGUCUCUGGAAGAGGUGAUUUCUUCCACUUGGUGAGUUACAUUUUCUUGGCUAA
This is a messenger RNA of Vitis riparia (riverbank grape), 2351 nucleotides long. RefSeq lists its product as uncharacterized. The coding region runs from base 404 to 2287 and encodes 627 amino acids. Lineage: Eukaryota; Viridiplantae; Streptophyta; Magnoliopsida; Vitales; Vitaceae. Gene Ontology annotation, biological process: transcription by RNA polymerase I. Gene Ontology annotation, cellular component: RNA polymerase I transcription regulator complex. The transcript is spliced from 10 exons. The record is from RefSeq and is a predicted model, not a curated record.